GGGGAGAGUUUCGAACGGAGCCGCGGCGCCGUGAGGGGAAAAGAGCGGCGGGAGCUCUGAGGUGGGAAACGUGAGGUAAGAAAUGGAGCAAAAGGGCGGUUUUUGUGAGGGGGAAAGUGGCGGGAGGCGAUGUUUUGAGGGUUUUAAUGGUGCCUGAAAUCUCCCUAGGCUCCCUCCCGGUCGAGGCGCCUCGGCCCACUUUGGCGCGGAACUCCCCGCACGUAGAAAAGGAGCCCCUCAGGGAGGAAGCGCGGAGGGCUUGACCUAAUAAAUAAAAGAUAAAGCGAUAAAUAAAAUGAAGGAGGGGGAGAAGAGAGACAUAGAAACGGUUCUUCUCCCUCCUGACGCCGGUGCUUGUGGCCAUGCCAUGAAGCUGGGGUUCAGGACAGAGCAAAGAAAGGCAGGGUGAAGCUGCGGAACUCCCUGCCACCGGAGGCAGCGAUGAGAUGGCGGGUGGGAGCAGCCAAAGGCCACGACAGAGGGAGAGAAAGAACUAGAAGUCCAUCUAUCUCUAUAUGGAGAAGCAGAACCUCUCUCCCCCCCCCCCCAAUAUGUGUGUGUAUAUAAUCUAUAUAAAGAUAGCUUUAAAAGAGGAUUAGACAAAUUCACGGGGGGGGGGGAGUAGGGACUGGGGGCUGGACUAGAUGACCCCUGAGGUCCCCUUUCUGUUGGGUCUGGUUUCAAACCCUGAGCGAUUUUUGCAACAGAGAGCUAGUGAAUUGCAAAGACAGGGAGGAUCCAUGAACAGAUCUUUAUUUUACCUAAGUACAUGUACAGAAGGAAUGGCCGACCCCGGAGGACUGCUGGAAACUUUUAAACAUUCAUUUUCUCCUUACUCCCCUAAUUCCUAUUGGUUUAAGAACUUGCAGCGGACAGAUUUCCUUGAACGCCUUUUUCCUACCUUACUCCUUGAUAUGUGCCCCCACUGUUACAUACAGUCACGUGCAUCCCAUAUACAUUUAAAUUAGUAAUUUAAGGACAAAGGGUGUGCCUUUUAAUAUUCAUGAGGUAAUUAUGCAUGCGUACUUUCUUAAGUCAGCACCUGCUAAUUCUUGUUGUCUUGGAUUGUAAAUCUUUCACUCCUAGGCGCUUCUUGGCUAUCUACAGGCCUUGAGCGGUAAAAUGAGUCCUUAACCUUAACGCAUUCCAAACAAGAGCUGGUAAGAGGUAAUUAACGAGUAGACGUGGGUGGCGCUGUGGUCUAAACCACAGCGCCUAGGACUUGCCGAUCAGAAGGUCGGCAGUUCGAAUCCCCACAACUAGGUGAGCUCCCGUUGCUCGGUCCCUGCUCCUGCCAACCUAGCAGUCCGAAAGCACACCAAAAGUGCAAGUAGAUAAAUAGGUACCACUCUGGCGGGAAGGUAAACGGCGUUUCCGUGCGCUGCUCUGGUUCGCCAGAAGUGGCUUAGUCAUGCUGGCCACAUGACCCGGAAGCUGUACGCCGGCUCCCUCGGCCAAUAAAGCAAGAUGAGCGCUGCAACCCCAGAGUCGGCCACGACUGGACCUCACGGACAGGGGUCCCUUUACCUUUAACAAAUAGACGCAGGUGGCGCUGUGGUCUAAACCACAGAGCCUAGGGCUUGGAUCAGAAGGUCGGCGGUUCGAAUCCCCGCAACCAGGUGAGGUCCCAUUGCUCUUUCCCAGCUCCUGCCAACCUAGCAGUUCGAAAGCACAAAGUGCAAGUAGAUCAAUAUGUACCGCUCUGGCAGGAAGGUAAACGGCGUUUCCAUGUGCUGCUCUGGUUCUCCAAAAGCGGCUUAGUCAUGCUGGCCACAUGACCCGGAAGCUGUGCGCAGCAACCCCAGAGUCGUCCAUCACUGGACCUAAUGGUCAGGGGUCCGUUUACCUAACAAAUAGACAAAAGAAGAAAUUCAACUUCAAAAAGCCAAGUUGAUGGACUGCAAGCUGGCUUUCUUUAGCAUAACACUUGAUAGAUUCCUCCAGCAGGGAAGCAUAGACAGCAAGCACAAUUUUAUGCAGAAGCAAAUAUAGCUGGUUAUUUUAUAUAAAAACAGGAUCAAUAAUCAUUUCUGACCCCACAUUCCCACUCUACAAUUCUCUUAUUCUGCUCUUGCGAGAGGCAAGGGAUCUCUGUGGUUCUCCCAUUAGAGGCAGCAGUGUUUCUGAAUAGCAGUUGCUGGAAAGUGUGCUUUUUCUCUAAGCUUCUUGUGGGUUUCUUUGUGGGGCCUCUGGUUAACUGGAUGGGGCCCCAUUUAGCCUGAUCCAGAAAGCAUCUCCUUCCUUAAGCAUCUACGCUGCUCUGGCCCAGCCAGUUGAUGGAGCCUCCUGGCCUGGGGGCUGCCUAAGCCUGCUCCCCCCCAGUGCUUUGCACCGCAGCUCUCCUCAGCUCCAGCCAGAAUGCAGAAACUACUCCACUGCCUGAUUUUUGGUUGAAGCAUGUGAGCUUGUUGGAAGAAGCAAAAAGACGCAGGCUGUUUUAUGCUGCUGUCCCAAGGCUAAAGGGUCUGCCAGUAUAAACUGGCCUGGGGGGGGGGGGGCGGAUCAGGAAUAUCAGUGGCUUGCAAAGAUAGGCAAGGGAUGCAAACAUGAGUUCUCAUUCUAAUCCUGGCUCUGCAGGCAGAUAGAUCACACCUGUCAACACAUAACUGACUAACGCACCUGCCUCUGACUUGUAGGCACUUUGCUGAGAACAUGGCGUUUGUUACUCCAAGGAAGCGAAAACGCAGUAUUGACAGGUGAGAUUGCCGUUGCAAGUUAUCCAAGAGCUUUAGCUACUGUUGUGACUUGAAAAAUCAGAGGGAAUUAUUUUUAUACAUGUAUUACUGUUGGUUUUGGGAUGUUACAAAACGAUUGGAAUGUACAACAUCCUGCUCUCUUCCUCUUAGGUACUUUCAUUCUUCACUUUCUGAAUUAAUGAUUAAGAGAUUUGGUUUAACAUUGUCCAAAUUGGAGUAAGGUGUAUUGUGUAAGUGUUAUGUACUGAAGUUCUCACCCUGGGCCAGCAGGGGGAUACUGUAGAUAGUUUUUCACUCAGGUCCACAUAUGCAAAUAAGGGAUUGAAAGUGACGUUCAGUGAUUGGAUAGUUACAGAAAGUUGUUACAGUUGUGUUGUACUGGAGCUCUAUAUAAGCAGGCUGGCUGAACCCUUUAGUUCAGUUCUGUUCUGGCCUGUGAAUAAACAAGAGCUGUUUGAGGAAUCGCUGUGUGGUCUGAUAUGUUCACCCACAACUUAACAGUAAGAGACACUGUUGUGUUAUUUCAUUUAGAUCCAGUUUGUGAUCUCCAAUAUUUUGCGUAAUUUCCUGUGAUAAUACAGGGAACUAAUUAUGUUUCUUCUGAAUUCACUGAUUGCUUAAACAUAAUUUAAUAGGAAGAACAGAGGAAACAGUAGGAACCCAUAUCCUUACCCGUAAAUCUUUAUAACUUGAUUUUUUUUAUCAUCUUCCAAUAUGUAUUUGUCAUCUUACACAUCCAUCACAUGUGGAAAUGCACCAAAUUUCAGUAUCUUCAACUGGCUAAUCUAGCUCUUUUAAAAGAUUGCAUAGGUUCUGCUAAAGGUAGAAUGCUAUCAUGUGCAAAAAGUUUUAUUCCCCCCCCCCUUUAAGUAAAGAGUGAAAUAUUAACUUUAUAUUGUUGUAACGGAUUACACUUCCUCACACCAGCCAGACCUCAACCCCCAGUCCAGUGCCCAAACCGUAGAGGAUGUAAUGACUGUCCCUCAGGAGCCUCUGGGUAAUGUAACGGAAAUUCUUACUGUGAUUUUCUUUUCCCAGAGUCUCCUGAAGGACAGUAUCCACCUCACUGGGAGAGCCUUCAUGGUUCAUUAGUUGUAUCUGGAGGAAGCAAUUUAAACUCAGUGCACUAACUUUUCUUUUAUAUGGUCUGUGUAUGAUACUUUGGAUAUGGAGUCGUCACCGGCUAUGGUUGGCGUUUUACUGUGUUAUGUUUAUGCAUAAUGAAAAUAAACAUUAACUUUACAUUUUGCAGCUUGUUACUAGUACACAGGAAUCCAGCGAAAAAACUGAUGAUGGAAUUCGCUGAGGAUCUGCCUAUAACAGAUCCUGCAGGACACCGUACUGUAUCUCAAAUGCUGAGUUUCCAAGAUGAAGAAAAAGAAAAUCAAAACCUGUCCCAAGCAUCAAGAAUAUCACAGAAGCUUGAUAAGUCUCCACUACAAGCAGCCAGUGUGCCAAAGGGGAUACAAAGGGAGUUUCCACAGAGAACGUCUCCUGAGUGUGGCAGCGCAUACUGUUCCAUUGUACCCCCCAGCUCCUUUUACAACAAAGGGAAGCAAUAUCUAAACCUACUGGAGAGGAAACUAGCAAAUGAAAGCCAUCCUCUGAAUCCAAGAAAUGGUGACGGGAACCUACCUGUUGCCAACAAGACUGAGACAACACAGCUGAAAGUGAUGACAAACAGGAGCAGGCCUUCAAAAACACCCAAGCGCCCUGCUGCUUCCAGGCAGGCCAAGGCUUUGCCGAGAAACACCAAAAAAGCCAAGGUAGAGGUGGUGCUUCCCAAGCCUGUGGAGGGGAACAAGGAUGCUAACUGUGCUAUUCAAGAUAAAGUGGAGAAUCCUCUUAAAGUAUUAAGCAUGAAAUUCAAACCUGUGCCAAAGCUCCAGACGGGGGCAGCAUUCUUUGCCACUGGAAAGAAAUGGCAGCCUGGCUCUAAGAAGAUACUUUCAUCUCCAUCGUCCCCCUGCUCAGUUAGCAAGCCCACAGUAAAAGAGAGACCGGGCAGACACCUGGCUCAUUCCACGCUCUACUUGUCCACUGAAAGCGAAGCAACGGAAGCAGGCAGGAAAGGAAGCCCAAAAGAGAAAAAAUACGAUCAUGUGGAAGAUGGUGUGAAAUUGAUCUGCAACACAAGGCAGGAGACUCUGUGUGAAGUGGACCUGUUGCAAGAUACCAGCCCUCUCCAAACGUCUCAUUCCGGUUGGUCAGAGACUCUGGUAGAAAAGGAAGCUGAUGCUGGAACUCAGGUAUGUAGAAUCUAUGAAAACUGGUAACCAAAGUUUGCAUUUAUGGAAUUUCUGCUGCGAUACACAAUUUUGGAACUUCACCGUGUGUAGACAAUGUUUUGUCCACUGAAUAUUUAUUUAAUUUGUAUACUGCCCUUCACCCGAAGAGUGAUUCAAACAUAAAAAUACAACAUGAGAACACAUGAUGCAUAAUAAAGCAAAUAGCAAAUGCAAACCAAUAAUCCCCCUCCCACAAACACAUUUUAAAAAGCCAUAGAGUGGUAAUCAGCCAGAUGCCUGGUUGAAGAGAAAUGUGAGGAAUGUGUGUGGUUGCUCACGAAGAUAACAGCCAGGACUCCGACUUGUCUUUUACAGGUUUUAUUGAGUGCAAAAACUAUGUACAGUGCAGAAGUCCAAAAUCCAUGUCUGCCUCAAUCACUAGCAGAUUCCGGAAGUGGUUUCUUCUGGUUUGCCCUCCAGCACAAAAGCCUGGGAAAACCCCCUCUCUGCCUCUUCUCCUUACGCUUACUUCCCUGGCGAAAACUAUGUGACAGAAGCAUUUCCAACUCCUUGGGAGGGGUGUCGUGGCUCAUCUCAGACUGAGUGAGCCUUUUUCAUCAACCCCCCUUCUUUCUUCAUCCAUUUCUCCUGAGGGCUCGCCUUAACCACACUCGGACAAGGUGCAGCUGCUCAACAAAGGGGGAGGCUCUCUGUACGUUCCUGCCUCUCUCCCCUCCCCUGAUGGCAGCCCCCUGACAAUAUGUAAUGAAGGCUCCAAGUGAGCCUCCCUGUGUGGAGCAUUCCACAAACUUGGAGCAGAAAAUGUCCUUUCUUGUGUUGUCGCCCUCCGGACCUCUUGUGGAAGAGACAUAAAAAAAGGACCACAAAUGAUGAUUGCAGGGUCUGGAUCUGUUCAUAUGGGGAGAGGCGAUCCUUCAGGUAUUAUGGUGUUGAAUGCACUGUACAUUAGCAGGUUAUACGCCAUCCUUUAAUUCUUUUUUAAAUCUCACAAGCAAGCAAAGAAAAUUUCAGUUAAUAUAACACAGUAUAAUAAACACUUAAUAUUAACACAGGUGUCAAAAUCAGGAAGAUCCAAUAAAGCCAUAAAUUAACACUACUUCAGAAAAAAAUACUGAAAGGCCAAAGCCAAAAAUUCAUAAAAUUUGAUAUCUGAGUAGCCUCUCUGCAGUAGGCUUUCCAUGUAUGAAAUGUCAGAAUUGGGUGCGGGGAUGAGGACAUCUCUAGUCACCACACAUUUUAACUUUCAGCAACUUGGAGACUUGAAAAAGGGUUUCAUAAUGUUCAGCAGUAAAAAUGAGGAAUUUGCAGAAAUCUCUGCCUUACAUUCACAGAAUUCACUGGGUCAACAGUUUUAGAGAUGUUACUAUGCCAUGGUCACUCUGGCAUUCCAUGACAGCUAGUGCAUCUUAUUAAAUCCCACCUUUCUUCCAUGACAUGGAAGGUGGUGUUUGCAGUGGUGGUUUUCUAUUAAGCCACUGACCAGACCUAGAUCUGUGCUUCUUUUCAGCAAGGUUGCUCCAUUGCAUUUCUUCAGAUCAUUCCCUCAAACCUUAAAUGGAAACUUCUGAAGGGAUAACCAAGUAGCAAAAUUUAUUAUUGGGGCACCUUGAAAAUUUGCCUUGUCGGAAAAACAUUUGUCUUCUUCAUUAGGACCCUGAAGAAAUCUUGCAGGGAUCACCAAAAAACGUGGACAAGCACGAGACUGCCUCUUCCAGCAAGCUUUCUAGUACGAUAAUCAAGGAUAAGCGUAAGUAACAUUGAGAAUAUAUUACAAUUUCAGAUGCAUCUGUUCUGUGUUCAUGGAAAGCUUGGUAGGCCACCCUAUCAUGUUCAUCACAAUACUCUGAAUAGAGAAAGUUCUCCAUGUCAUUGGGACCUGGCACAAAUUGCCAAUGGAGGAUAGAAAUCACAUUAUUUUUUUCUCUUUUCCCCAGAGCCAUCUUCAGCAAGUGACACCCAUCCAUUUUUCAGUACACCUUCCAGCAACAAAAAAAGGUAUGGGAAUCUUGUUCUGAUAUUCAGAAGUGAUACGUAGGUGAAAGGAGUUCUUCAGUUUUGACACUUUUCUUUAUGAACCUGUUUUCCCCGGUGAAUAUUUACUAUAUAACCCAUUACUACAAGAUAUAAAUUCCUUAAAUAAAUUUCAGGCCACACAGUCUCUCAGAUGAGCAGUCAUCAGCUGUAUCGUUCAGUCCAGUAGGACAGAAGGUUGCUGCCAUUCUGAGAACCAGCAAGAAGACAAAGGAACUGAGCAAAGAUCAGAUGAUCAUUGUAAGUAUAUUUCUGAAUAUAUUGUUAAUGACUGUCAGGUCAACUAAUGCCAUCCAACUUGGAGCUUCUAUUUUAGAAUAGAAAAGCCUAUCUUAGCCGCUAAUCAGUUUUAUAAACACUGCUCCUAAAACAUUGUACAGUUUUUUCCUGAUGCCUCAGGCUGGUUUGGGCAUUGCAACAUGGUAACUCCCUCUUUCCCCUGACAGGAUGCUGGCCAGAAACAUUUUGGUGCCACUGUCUGCAAAUCAUGUGGUAUGGUCUACUCAGCUGCAAGCCCAGAAGAUGAAACACAGCAUGCCCAGUAUCAUCAGCGGUUCCUUGAAGGAAUAAAAUAUGUGGUAAGACACAAACUAAAUGCACCAUGGUAUCCUUUGUGAAUUGAUUUUGUUUUGGGCAACAGAAUUCCCUAGAGCAUACCUUGCUAAAUGGAACAGGGAAUUCUUAGGAAACUGAGCACAAAUGUUACCUGAGCUCAACAAUCCAGCAGACACUCCAGCAUUUUGUGUGAGUUGCCAUAUAAAAAUUAUGGAAGUACUUCACCUGAGUGUCUUUCGCAUGGCUGAGACUCUUCAUGGUGCCUUCCAGAUGUUUUGGAGUACAACUCCCAUUGUUCCUGAAUAUCAGCCUUGCUGGCUAGGACUGACGGGAGUUGGAGCCCAACAUCUGGAGGCCCAGAGGUUGGGGAAGACUACCGUAAAGGAUCAUGCAGGUUGUUUUAAUCAUGACUAAUAUAUAUAGUGGUUUACAACUCUCAAGAAUUAAACUCUUGGGCAUCUACGCUUUUUGCCCUCUUCUGUCUUUUUCUCCUUUUGAUAGAGCUGGAAGAAUGAACAUGUCGCUGCAGAAUUCUGGGAUGGAAAAAUUGUCUUGAUUCUUCAGGAUGAUCCAAAAUAUGCCAUCAAAAAGGUGCGGUGCUGACUUUUCUUCUAGUCUUGCUCCUCCAAAUGGGAGUGGUCUGCUACUUGAUGCAAAGGAAGAAUCUGGAGCAUACACUCCUGGUUCUUUUUUCUUUUAGUUGUGGAUUGACCCUUCUCACAAAGGUGGGUGUGGUUCACCCCAAACAGCUUGGUAGGCCUGCAGGCUGGAGAUUCUCCACAACUGGUGUAAAAUAUUUGCCCUGCCUCCAAGUAAAAUGAACUAAUUUUAAAGUGUGUACAGUGGUACCUCGGGUUACAUACACUUCAGGUUACAUACACUUCAGGUUACAGGCUCCGCUAACCCAGAAAUAGUACCUCAGGUUAAGAACUUUGCUUCAGGAUGAGAACAGAAAUCGCACGAUGGCGGCGCGGCAGCAAUGGGAGGCCCCAUUAGCUAAAGUGGUGCUUCAGGUUAAGAACAGUUUCAGAUUAAGAACGGACCUCUGGAAUGAAUUAAGUACUUAAACCUAGGUACAGUGGUGCCCCGCAAAACGAAUGCCUCGCAAGACGGAAAACCCGCUAGACGAAAGGGUUUUCCGUUUUUGAGUUGCUUCGCAGGACGAAUUUCCCUAUGGGCUUGCUUCGCAAGACGAAAAUGUCUUGCGAGUCUUGAGAUUUUUUUUUCGCUUUUCCCCCCCUUUAUCUAAGCCGCUAAGCCUUUAAUAGCCUUUUAGCAGCUAAUCUGCUAAGCCGAUAAGCCUUUAAUAGCUGCUAAACCGCUAAUAGCGCUAAUCCGUUAAGGCGCUAAUAGGGUUGCUUCGCAAGACGAAAAAACCGCUAGACGAAGACACUCGCGGAACGGAUUAAUUUCGUCUUGCGAGGCACCACUGUACCACUGUAUGUAUUCUUGUGGGGUUUUUUUUAAUAAGGGAAAGUCUCUACCUUCCUCACCAUAUCAGUUCUAUUUCCUUUUUCUGGCUCUUUUCCUUUUUAGUUUGUUAAAUUUCAAUUUAAAUAAAUUACCUUGUUUGGAGCAAAAUUAGGGUGUUUAUUCCAGCCACACUUCUUGUAUUGUUACAAAAAAAAUACACCUGUUGCCUCAGAUUUUAGGAUUUACCGUAUUUUUCGCUCUGUAAGACGCAUGUUUUCCCCUCCAAAAAUUAAGGGGAAAUGUGUGUGCGUCCUAUGGAGCGAAUGCAGGCUCCUUGGCUUCAGCGAUAGCAACGUGAAGCCUCCGAAGCACAGUGGGAGCGCUCCCACUGUGCUCCGGAGGCUUCAGGUUCCUUUCACUGAAGGGUAGGUGCCCCUUCAGCUAAGCGGGAGGAGAAGUGGAAGGGGCUCUGUUUCUCCUGCCACUUCACUGAAGGGGCGCUGCGCAGAGAGGGGGAGAUAUUUUUUUUCUUGUUCUCCCCCUCAAACAAGGUGCGUCCUAUGGUCGGGUGCGUCCUAUAGAUCGAAAAAUAGAGUAAUCAAGAGUUCUUCAGUUGUUUCUGCGGAUAACUGCUGGAAGGCACAGUAGCAAUGUAUUUAGAAAAAAAAUGUUUGUUGUGACCUGGAUUGAGUUUUGUCUGGUUUAGUUGCUGAGCUUUAUAUAUGGCAUUUUCCUUGCACAGGCUGAAGCUGUACGGGAGCUUGUAGAUAACGAGCUUGGAUUUAAACAAGUUGUGUUGCGCUGUCCAACCCAAAUGUAUCUGUUUGUAUCCACUGAAAAGAAGAUUGUUGGCUGCUUAAUUGCUGAGCCGGUCAGACAGGUGAGUAAUUUGCCAAGUGGAAAGAGCGAUAAUCUGGAUCAGGGCAGACCCUUGAUCCAGGAGUUCAUCCUUAGAGGUGUUUGUGACUUGGCAAAGAGAAGGAGCAAUGCAGUUGACUAGACCUCUUUCAGCCACGUGUCUUGCUACUUGAAUAAAGCAAACCACUUUAGUCCUAAGAACCCCGUCUGCUGGUAACUCUUACUGCACUGAAAGCAGGACUUUAAACUCUUUUGACAGUAUGGAAACCAUUUAAAAGCGGUUGGGAGUGUCUGCUGUUCAUUCUUAGAUGUGAAGGGAAACAUACUGCUAGAAAUGGGAAGUAAAAGUUCUUCAUCAAGUUUGAUAAAUGUGGAGUGGAGCUCUGUCUGCAAGUCUCCACUGUGCCUGGCAACUCCUCUUUCUGCUUGUAGUUCUAGGUCCUUGCUAGAUGGGACUCAGCAGGCUUAUCCUUUCCUUAGCUAGUGGAUUCUGUUGGGUUAGUUCCCUUUACAGAGAAAGAAGUGUCAUCUGCUUAACGGAGCUGCACAAUAUACCGUAUUUUUCGCUCUAUAACACGCACCAGACCAUAACACGCAUGUAGUUUUUAGAAGAGGAAAACAAGAAAAAAAAUAUUCUAAACGAAAUAGUGGAUAUAUGAUUUUUGUGGUUCAUGCUGUGGCCACAGACAUGUGAUCUGACAGUGAGUUUGGAGUAGCCCAAUGCAAAAUCCUGAGGAUCCAUGUGGAUCCAUGCUUUGUAACCACGGAGGAGGGAAGGAAGGGGAACCAUGGAUCCUCUGCUCACGACUACAGCAGAUCCCCCCCGCCACCCGCAGGCAUUCACUCCAUAACAUGCACAGACAUUUCCCCUUCCUUUCUAGGAGGAAAAAAGUGAGUGUUAUGGUGCAAAAAAUACGGUACCUCUUCCAGAGCAUUAAAUCACUCUUGUCCUAGAUAAAGGAAAAAGUAAAUGGGGAGGAGAGGCCAAUUGCAAGAAAAACGAAUAUGCACAUUUUCUCUGCUGUCUUGUAUGUCAGAACAAAUCUGUCUUUUAGAGCCUUUUAGCUGGUCCCUUAUCCUGAUCUAACAGCAUUCUAAAUGAGUUUCUGAGCUGGUAUCAUUCCACUGCGGCUCUCCCCCAGAGAUGAGCCCACUGACACGUUCCCAUGCCUAGAUGGCUGGCUGUUCAUAGCAUUUAAAGUGUGGCAAUUGUUAAUCUGUUGCUGUAAAAAUAGCUUCUUAAAGGCUAACAAAUGUUUUAUGGAUAACAUUUGUAGGUAACUCUCUACUUCAAGAAUAAUUGAGGCACUUCUGGCAUUUGGUACAGACGCCCCAAACAUGAUGCUUUGGGCAUCGUGGUGCGUCCCAUUGAAGCCUUGCAUAUGGCAUGCUUUGUUAGAGGCUUGCUACUGUUUUCCCCACCCCACUGCCUUGUUAUAAGCAUAUCCUGUUGUUCCUAGGCUUACCAAGUGCUUUCAGAGCCUCCAGCCGUGUCAGGGUCUCCUACUAAUGACAGUCUGGAGCCUCAGCGUGCCUGGUGCUGCUCAACAAAGCCAGAGAAGGUGUUUUGUGGGAUCAGCAGAAUCUGGGUGUUCAGCCUGAUGCGGAGAAGAGGCAUUGCCAGUCGUCUAGUGGAUGUGAUGAGGUAAGGAAAUGUCAUAUCUGAAAUAAAAGUAGACAGUGUUCUCAGAUAUGACCUUCUGGGAUUACAGCCAGUUUUCAGCUUGCUUUAAAGGAGGUUUACCAGCAAGUAAUACUUAGGAGCUGGUUCCUGCUUAAAGAUCUGGUGUAUGAACCACAUAUAGCAAGGGGUUGAGAGAACCUUGGACUUAACUGCCUCUCUGACUCCCAAGCCUGGUGCAUAUGCUUUGGUCAGUGAUAGUUUGGGGCUCUGUAUAACAGAAACAGAACAAUCUUCGUUCCUCCUCACCCCACCCCAAGGCCCACUUUCUGAUGCAGAUCACAUCCUUGCAACCACCCCAUGCAUAAAACAUUCUUCAUGAACCAAGGCUUGUGAGAAUACAUUACCAUAGAAGUAUUCCCCAGCCAUCACCCACGAGAGGUUUGCAGAUCCUAUACAACACAUUGAAGCUUGGUGGGAGUCUUAAGUUUCAGAUAACACUAGUUUUUUAAAACAAGCUUUUCCUUCUAAUCCAGAAAAAUGUGCACACUGAUUGUGAGUGUUCAGUGAUGUGGGAAAAGGCACUCCUUGCAUGUCUGGUGUGUUCCCCAUUUCUUUUAAUACUGACAAAUUUAAAUAUACAAACUGACCGUAAAUUGAAAUGAGCAUGAAAACAGGACUGGAUCCUUGCGUUACAUUGAUAACUUUUCUUUUCUUUUCCAGACGUACAUUCUUAUUUGGCUCUUUUUUAAACACCAACGAAAUUGCUUUUUCUGACCCCACACCAGAUGGCAAGCUAUUUGCAGCCAGGUAUUGCCAAACACCCAACUUCCUUGUUUAUAAUUUCAUUAGUUAAGGUCAGUUGAGGGUGUCUUCCUAUGAAGAUUCAACAAGCUAUUUUGUCAUUUUCCUUGUGUUAUAUUCUGCAUUUUAACAUUGUAAUAUAAAUUAGGAGCGGCAACAAACCAUGUUUGUGUUGCUUUAAAAAGUUUAUUCUGAAAGUUGAUUGUAAGUUUUAGAUGGUACGAAGAGAAGGCCAACUUAGUCUAUCUACAGCUGACAUCCGCUUGAGCUAUUUGUAUCCUCUGCCUCCAGCGUUCCGAAACUUUGAACUCCUUCUGUCAAGCCUAUUACUAUAAUAGAAGAUUGGCUUUUUUGUUUAGCCAGCUGGAUCUGAGGUGAGAGUUUGAAGUCAGGGGCCAGUGGUUCUUCAUAUAUUGGACCUAAUGGUCAGAGAUGACUGGAGGUGUAGUUCUGCAACAUCUAGAAGGUGACUGGUUCUCCAUUCUUGCUUUAAGCUAAAGAAAGUCACUCUUGACAAAGAGUAAAAUCUUCCUUACAGAAUGGAGGUAGGAAGAGUCUGAGAUGUUCUAAUGCUGCUAUGGGCCAGUUAAAUAUUCUUUUUGCACCUGUUGGUAGCGCUUGAGGCUACUUUUGCAAUCCUAAAGCAUUGGGUUUUGAAUCCUGAGCCUGCGUCUGGGAACUGCUGCAAUUAUUGCACUAAACCUUGUUCGAACGAGUCUGUUCAAAUAAAAUAUUUGUGUAAUUUUG
Molecule: messenger RNA, 12974 nt
Organism: Podarcis lilfordi (Lilford's wall lizard)
Lineage: Eukaryota; Metazoa; Chordata; Lepidosauria; Squamata; Lacertidae
Source: the annotation of a GenBank genome assembly